Molecule: messenger RNA, 3523 nt
Organism: Scatophagus argus
Lineage: Eukaryota; Metazoa; Chordata; Actinopteri; Scatophagidae
Product: E3 ubiquitin-protein ligase TRIM8-like
Exons: 7
Coding region: 318-2027 (569 amino acids)
Source: RefSeq, a predicted model, not a curated record
CGGGUCACGUUAUCGGAGGGGGCCAGUCAGUGUGAAAACGCUUAGAUCCCGACAGACGAGUCACAGUCUGUAACUGCACUUACCGUCAAAAAUUAGCGGAGGAGUUGACGGGAAAGCGAAAGCAUACGAGUAACAGCAGGGAAUUUCAUAAAAUCCCAGCGGCACGUCGGACAGACGGCUGUAACGUAACCGGAGGAACUGGAUCUCAUCGCGGGCUAGAUGCGAAGCUUUACGGCAUUAUAGGUGCACCGGAGUCAGCCGACGACAUGGAAGAUAAAUAGUUGUCACACAGCAUCCGUUUGGAUCCAGCUGAAGUCAUGGAUGCAAGUUGGAAAAACUGUUUAGAAGAGGAGCUUCUGUGUCCCAUUUGCCUGAAUGUUUUUGAGGAACCCAUCCAGCUGCCAUGCAAGCACAACUUCUGCAAGGGUUGCAUCUCUGAGGCUUGGGCCAAAGACAGCGCUGCGGUCCGCUGUCCCGAAUGCAACCAUGACUAUGACCAGAAACCCACACUGGAGAAGAACUUUAAGCUUGCCAACAUAGUGAAGCGCUUCAAUGCCUUGAACACUGAGAAAGUCCCGGCUGUCCUGCACUGUGUCCUUUGCAGACGAGGCCCCCCGCUGCCCGUGCGGAAGGUCUGCCUGCGUUGCAAGGAGCCCUGCUGCCAAACUCAUAUCCAGACGCACCUACAGCAGCCAUGCGCAGCCCCUGGACACCUUUUAGUUGACGUUGAGGAGCUAAGCGCUUGGACCUGUCCCAGUCAUGAGGAGUACAGGCUGCUCCACUGUGAGGAAGAGCAGGUGGCUCUGUGUCCGUUCUGCUGCAUCUCUCACUGCACUAACCAAAGACACACAGUUUGUGAUGUGGAUACCCAGCGCAUACAAAUGCAGGCCAUGCUAAUGAGGCAGCAAGAGAGACUGGAGGGUCGUGUUCAGAACAUCGAUGAGCAGCUCACCAAGCUGGAGACAGACAAGACACUGAUGAAGGAUGCAGUGUCUGAACUGAAAGAACGUGUGAGGGCCCAGUAUCAGAGGAUGCAUGCACUGCUUGAAGUGAACCAGGCUGAAACUGUGCAGAUGCUGGAAAACACUUUUGCCGUGUAUGCGAGGAAAAAUUCCCAGCAGGUGCUGCAGCUCAACGAGAAGCACCAGGAAGCUGAAAAACUCCUGAGCUCAGUACAAACGUUCUUCCAAAGAUCAGACAGUAUUAACUUUAUGAAGAACACAAAACCUUACCAGCUGCUAAUGGACAGGUCAAACUCACACCUGACUAGUACCAUCCCUCCACUCAGAGUGGGCCAGCUCAACUCUCAUCAUUUGAUGUCCGGACUCUCAACAAGAGAAAAGAACCUGCGGAAAAUGAUGGAGGAACCGUUACAUGAGGCAUCCAUUCUUGAGAUUGUCCAGCCUCACAGCAGCUCUGCUAGCUCCCACAUGGGGACUAGUUCAGGACUACAGAAGAGGAAAUAUGGCAUGGCUUUUCUGGAAAGUAACACAUCGAACUCCACCUCCCAAGAUCCUCCUCCAUUGGUCUACAGCAGCAAAAAGCCCUUUCUAGCUGAUCAGAACCAAUGUGCUUCUUCCGUGUAUUCCUCUGAAGGCCUGUCCCAGAAUCCUCACACCGGCUCCAGCCACCAUAGUCGACUUCUUGACACUUCAGCCCAUCACAUGGUGGGUCUAGGGUCCAGCUCUAGCCACCACUCAGGGACCAUAUUCCCCCCCUCUCACUUCCCCAGUGGAGGUGCCUCACAACAAGCCAUGUACGAAGGAAGGAAAGUACUGAUGUGCACUCUGAAUAACUGCUGCUGCUCCAGGGCCCCCGCUGCUCGUGCCCGGCCUCCGUACCCAGCUUCAGACUCCUUCCCCACCAUGACCUCUCAGGAGUUUCCCCCACAUGCCCCGCUGCCUGCAAACCAGCCACUGCAGCAUUUCCCCAUGAGGGGACUGAUGGAAGCCUCACAGACAGCCAGGCACCCUGACUUCUAUGGGCUGUACGGCCAGUCUUCAACCAAGCAUUACGGGACCAAGUAAUGAACCAGAAUCAUUUGUUCUAUUGUAUUAAAUCAGAAUUGGCCUCAUAAUUUCCUUGUUUGCUUUUCAUUGUUUUCCAUUUAGGUUCAGAGAUUUGUUGUCAGUUUAUGUCUCCAACACGCCUUCGUAAUGUUAUUUUGACAUUUACUUGACCCCAUUUUGGGAAAUCAUGCCCUGUUAACCUUGGUAGUCCUGUUUACUUCCAGAAUCACAUUGACACUAGUAAUGCUCUAAUUUGACAGCACAUUUGUAUUUUUUAUUUAUUUUCUGUUUCAAUGCAACUGGAAUUGCUAAUGUGAAUAUUGUAGUCUUAAAUCCAGUCAAGCAGCAAACUAAAGAAACAACAUAUCCUUCAUCAUGAGUCCUGAUAUGGGACUCCAGAGACUUCAGUGCCUAAAAAGACUGUUAACAUGCUCUUAUUGUACUUGCAAGUUCCUAGCUCUUGAUUAUUUCCUGUUUGCAGCUGAAAGCAUGCAGGGAGCCUCUCCAUGCACUCCAAAGUCCACGUGGCUUUACAAACACACUGGACUACAAAUGCUUGUCAGGUUUUUCAUGAAUUUUUAUACAGGAUUGUGGAUAAACCAAAAUCAGUGCAAAUAAUUGAAUAAACAAGCAUAUUAAUUUACCUUUUCCUUGUGUUUUAAGCAUUGGAACAGAUUUUAAUGUAAUCAUGUGGCCUUUUAUCCAUGGUUGUAUGUUUUAAACCCACUGACACGAUUUUAAACAUUGUGUUUGUUUAUAGUAUGAGGUCUGUUUGUCCUGAGAAGCACAUUGUUUAGGUUCAGAGGUUUUACAGUUUGACUCCAUGGGUAACAGGUGAAAUGUCAGAAAUUCCUGUAAAAUAAAAAAAAAACAACAAAAAAAAGUCAAAAGUGCAAAUCACCCACAAUCUAUUCAUAGGUUAAGGCGUGUAAAUGGAAAGAAAACCGAGACACUGGAUGACCACAUGUUUGAGAUCUACUGUAUUCAGAGGAACACAGUGGAGGAGGUUUGGACAAUGAUCUGUUACAGACCGGGCACAGCAGGCCCAUUAUCUGCCAAUUUAGGACAGUUCACUUCCUUGUCAACAUCCUGGUCUCGGGCAAAAUCUCUGUCUCAUACCUCUUUGUCUCAUUAUUGGAGCUUGUUGUCAAGUUAGGUCAGAGAACAGGAAUAACUGAUGAGCAGCACCUCCCUCCCCCCGCCUCUGUCUCUUCCUCUCCCGGGGUAUCAUUUGCUCGAUGCAGAGGAAGAGGAGGAGGAGGAGGAGGGCGAGAGUGGCGGAUGAUAUAAGCACAGAGUUUUAAUGAGGGCUGGGACAGCAUAGUCAUCUACUUAGCUGUCACUCAGACUCCUUUCAUCACCCCCCUCACUUCCCCCCUUUUCGAACUGAGGGGUGGAGUGGAGGGGUGAGAGGAAGGAGAGAAAAAAGAAAAAAAUGGUUAGAGAGGUGGAGAGAAUACAGAGCAAGUGAGGCACAUCACUUAUUUAUUGAUUAAAAAAUGUUCUGGCCUCCU